Messenger RNA from Leptinotarsa decemlineata (Colorado potato beetle), 1706 nucleotides. RefSeq lists its product as uncharacterized. The record is from RefSeq and is a predicted model, not a curated record. Lineage: Eukaryota; Metazoa; Arthropoda; Insecta; Coleoptera; Chrysomelidae. Gene Ontology annotation, cellular component: Ndc80 complex; kinetochore.
CAAGUGGUAAGCAAUGUCCAAUGAAUUUAGAGAGAGAGAGAAAGACUGCUGUAUAUUUUAUUUCAUAUUUGAAAUUUUGUCAGUUAUUGUCGCUAUAAUUAUAUUCAACUAGAAUUAAAAAUGAAUACAGAUGAUGCUGAAUAUAUUUUAUCCCACAUGAGAGGUUUUCCCCAAUUCCAAAUAUCCAAGGAAGAUAUUCUUCGUCCCACCCCGGAAAUAGUUUUCAGAUUCUAUUCCAAGUUCAUUUCGGAAUUUCAUGAGAGAGCUACAUUCAUUGCUGGUACAUCUCUAAACUUGCUCGAUACAGAUUCUGAAUCAGGGGACCCAGAAGAACGCUUGUUCCAAAAAAUGUCACAAAUGUCAACACUUUUUGAGAAAGCUGGCAUGAAAUUUUUGCAUGGAGACAUUUAUGAGCCAACAGUUGUAAGAACUAAAAACCUAUUCAAAAUUUGUAUACACUUCCUCUCCUUCGUAGAACAAAUUUUAGAAGAAACUGAAAGGCUAGGAUCAGAUAUUUGCAAAAAGAAAGGAGACAGCGUCAGGAUGGAAGAAGACCAUCAAAAUCUCAUGAGUAAUAUUAAUGAAGCAGCAACCAAAAAAGCAGAGUUGCUUGAGAGUGUCAAUAAACUGAAUGAUGAUCUGAAAUGUAUUACAAGUUUGCAAGAAGAGUAUAUGGAGUUCAAAGCCAAAAAAGAUAAAAGUAAUGAUGAUAAGAGAAAGCAAAUUGAGAUGAUGAAGAGGGAGCUGCAAAAGGAGGAAUAUGAUUUUGAAAGAUUGGAAUUACAAGAAAAAAAAUUUAUUGAACAAACCAUCACCGAAAGUGAACACAAGACGCUUUUACAAAUGUUAGACAACCUUGAGAAUGAAAUCAAAUCUCUUAGUAAUGAUGAUGUGAAUAUGGCUGACAUCUUAUUACAUGAAAACAGCAUAUUAGAACAUUAUCAAGCGUGCAUUAAAAGAUUACCAGACGUGUCUGAAUUCAAUGUUGAGGUUGUGAAAAAUUUUAUUACCAAUGAAGAACUAUUGAACGACUUGGAAGUAAAUACUGAAAAACUUCGUGACACAAAAUUGACUACUGUUAGUCAGUCCAAAUUUCAGAAAGACAAACUUCUGAAAGAAACUGAGUAUUUGCUUUCAAAAAGGCAAGUUGAAUAUGAAAGUUGUAAGAUGGUCUUCCUCAAAAAUAUAGAGGAACUCUUAUUGCAGGUGAAGCAAUUUAAAGAAGAAUUAGAAGCGAAAUAUCAAAAAAGUAUCAAGAGUAUUUCAUCUUACAUGAACAACAUUGAGAAAUUGAAAAGUGAUCUAGAGAAAAUUCGAAAUAGUUUUUGUGACGAGUACAUAAAAUUUUGUAAAGCUGAAAAGUCUGCUACAGAUAUGUUCACUAAACAUUUGCAAAUUCUUCAAACCAUGGAUGAAGAUGGAAAGAGCAUUGAUAGUGUAGAAGAAUUGUAGGUAAAUGAAAUAACAUUUUUCCUCAAAUCAAUGCCAAUAGUGAUAUAGUGGACUAAGGACAGGAACUUUGCUGGCAGUAUUGAAAAUUCAACAAAAUAUUCAGAAGAUUGUAAAAAUGUAUUAUAGGUAUACUAGCUGUAAGAAAUCAAGUUGUUAUAGUUAGUCAAUAAUUAGACACAAAAAUUAUUUUUUAUGCAAAAUUAAGGAAUUUUAUUUCCGAGUUUUGUUCUGAGAAUAAAAAUGUUAUUUAUUUA